AUGGCCACUGAUAUGCAGAGACUUGUUGGAACGAGUGAGGAUGAUGAAGAAAUUGGAAUGGAUGUGAAAGAUGAGGAUGAUGAGGAUGAUGAUUAUGAGGAAAAUGGAGGUGAGCAGGGAAAUGCUUCAGGGAUGGUGGAGAUUGAUGGUGGGAACGAGAUAAGAACUGCCAGUGGUGACAACAGAUUUCAGCAGCAUCAGCAGUUUCAUGAACAAGUAGGCACCCCAGGUGGAGGUACUCGAAGAUCUAGGCCGGUGGAAGAGAAAGAGAGAACAAAGCUAAGAGAGAGGCGCCGGAGGGCAAUCACUGCAAGGAUCUUGGCAGGGCUUCGCAGGCAUGGGAACUACAAUCUAAGAGUGAGGGCUGACAUAAAUGAUGUCAUUGCUGCACUAGCAAGGGAAGCUGGAUGGGUGGUUCUUCCAGAUGGUACUACUUUUCCCUCAAAAUCUCAGGGUCAAAAGCCAGCUGGUGGUAAUUCUACAAUUGUAACUUCAUCAUCCUCCCAUGUGGCUUCACAACAAAUUCCACCUGCUUCUCUUAGGGGAGUUGCUUCUGGCUAUAGGAGCCCUUUAGAGUAUAGUGCAUGUCAAUCAAAAGGUGUUUUUAUGCCAACUCCUUCUCCUUAUGAUCUAUCCUCAACUUCCCGAUCUCAAACAUCUAUUGGGGGGGAUGGAGAAGCACAAAGAGACAAUCAUCCUCUGAUUGGUGGUUCAAUGGGUAAUGCUGAUGAGAAGCAGAUUGCUGACUUGCCCCCCAGAUUGUCAGAGCGUGAUAUGGCUGGUACUCCAUAUGUUCCAGUUUAUGUGAUGCUACCGUUAGGGGUGAUCAAUAUAAAAUGUGAGCUUGUUGAUCCUGAUGGUCUACUAAAGCAGCUGAGGGUGUUGAAAUCAGUACAUGUUGAUGGUGUUAUGGUAGAUUGUUGGUGGGGAAUAGUGGAGGCACAUGCUCCACAGGAGUAUAAUUGGAAUGGUUACAAGAGACUCUUUCAAAUGGUGCGAGAGAUUAAGCUUAAGCUGCAGGUUGUGAUGUCAUUUCACGAAUGUGGAGGGAAUGUUGGUGAUGAUGUUUGUAUUCCAUUGCCCCAUUGGGUAGCUGAAAUUGGUAGGAGCAAUCCUGACAUUUUUUUCACUGAUAGAGAGGGAAGACACAACCCUGAAUGUCUUUCUUGGGGAAUAGAUAAGGAACGAGUUUUAAGAGGUCGUACUGCUGUGGAGGUUUACUUUGAUUUCAUGAGAAGUUUCCGGGUAGAGUUUGAUGAGUAUUUUGAUGAUGGUUUAAUCUCCAUGAUUGAAAUUGGGCUGGGUCCAUGUGGAGAGUUAAGAUACCCAUCUUGUCCUGUAAAGCAUGGUUGGAGAUAUCCCGGUAUCGGUGAAUUCCAGUGCUAUGAUCAGUAUAUGUUGAAGAGUCUUAGGAAAGCAGCAGAAGCAAGAGGUCACGCUAUUUGGGCUAGAGGACCAGAUAAUGCUGCUACCUACAAUUCUCAGCCACAUGAAACAGGUUUCUUUUGUGAUGGGGGUGAUUAUGAUGGCUUCUAUGGCAGGUUUUUUCUUAGCUGGUACUCUCAGGUUUUAGUUGAUCAUGGAAACCGGGUACUUUCUCUGGCAAAAUUAGCUUUUGAGGGAUCUUGCAUUACUGCAAAGUUAUCGGGUAUUUACUGGUGGUACAAGACUGCAAGUCAUGCUGCUGAAUUAACUGCUGGGUACUAUAACCCAUGCAAUCGUGAUGGGUAUGCUGCAAUUAUGACAAUGUUAAAGAUAAAUGGAGUUAGCUUAAACAUUCCUUGUGUUGACUUGCACACACUAAACCAACACGAGGGCUUUCCAGUGACAUUUGCAGAUCCUGAGGGAUUAGUCUGGCAAGUGUUGAAUGCAGGUUGGGAUGUUGACCUACCAGUCACCAGUCAGAAUGGAUUCUCUUGCCUAAACAGAGUAAGCUAUAACAAGGUUUUGGAUCAUGCCAAGCCCAUGAAUGAUCCAGAUGGAAGGCACUUUUCAUCCUUUACUUACCUGAGGCUUGGUUCACUACUUAUGGAACGACAAAACUUGGUAGAGUUUGAACGAUUUGUCAAAAGGAUGCAUGGGGAAGCUGUUCUUGAUCUUCAGGAUUGUUAUUUGCUGCGGCACAUAUUUUGCUCGAAACCGUUCAAUUCAAUCACUGGAAUGGCGCAGGAAGAAGUGUUCGAGUUCCUCGGGAACGUUCCUCUGCUACAGAGGCUUCCUGGCUCAUCUGUACGGAAGAUAUCGGAGCUUGUGGUUCCCAAAUAUUAUGAGCCGAGAGAAUAUGUUGUUCGUGAGGGAGAACGUGGGGAUGGUCUUUACUUCAUCUGGGAGGGAGAGGCUGAGGUUCUUUGCUCUGUUAGUGCUGAUGAAGAUGAUCAUCCAGAGUUUCAUUUGAAAAGAUAUGACUAUUUUGGUUUUGGUUUAUCAAAUGAAGUUCAUCAUGCUGAUGUCAUAGCUUUGACGAAGCUAUCAUGCUUAGUGCUGCCCCAUAAGCAUUCAGCAUUGCUUCAACCAAAGUCUAUCUGGAGCGCAGAAAAAUCUAUUGAUACAUGCUCACCUGUGGAGCACAUAUUGCAUUUGGAACCUAUAGAGGUAGAUAUUUUCCGAGGAAUCACUCCUCCAGAUGCUCCAAAAUUUGGUAAAGUAUUUGGUGGGCAAAUAGUUGGUCAGGCACUGGCUGCAGCAUCAAAAUCUGUUGAUUGUCUUAAAGUUGUUCAUAGCUUGCAUGUUUAUUUUCUUCUUGUGGGUGAUUUUAACAUACCCAUUAUAUAUCAAGUUAGCCGUCUGCGUGAUGGGAAGAGUUUUGCUACAAGGAAAGUGGAUGCAAUUCAAAAGGGAAAUGUCAUAUUCACUUUGCUUGCUUCAUUUCAUAAGGAGGAAUUAGGGUUUCACCACCAGGAAGUGUCUAUCCCAUCAGUCCCUGCUCCAAAUAAGCUUUUGUCGUUGGAAGAGCUUCGGGAGCUACGUCUUACUGACCCUCGCCUUCCAAGAACUUACCGGAACAAGGUUGCUUCAGUUGAAUUCAUUCCCUGGCCCAUAGAGAUACGGUUCUGUGAACCCAGAACAUCAACAAAUCAGACCAAAUCUCCUCCUAGUUUGCGAUACUGGUUUAGAGCAAGGGGAAAACUUUCAGAUGAUCAAGCCUUGCAUAGGUGUGUGGUAGCAUUUACUUCAGAUCUAAUCUUUCUUCAGGUGAGUUUGAAUCCCAACCGUAGGAAGGGCAUGAAGGCACGUGCUGUGAGUCUGGACCACUCCAUGUGGUUUCACAGACCUUUAAGAGCUGAUGACUGGGUGCUAUUUGUGAUCUGUAGCCCUACUUCCUCUAAUGCCCGUGGCUAUGUUACUGGGCAAAUGUUCAAUCAAAAGGGAGAGGUUUUCCCGCUUGGGAACUUGCAGCUUCUUGUUUCAGUGGUUCAAGAAGGUCUAAUGAGGGAAGUUAUUUCUGCAAAUUCAGGCAUCAAAUCUAAUAUAGUGAACCCUCUAAUAGGUGGUGCACCUAUACAACAUCACAUAAAUACACGCAUGUCUGCUAUCAUUGAGAUGUUGUUGGGUAUCCAAUUGCGUUUUGAUUUGGCUGAGUUUGUCUGGGAGGGUUUUGAAGUGCAUUAUUCAUAUCACACUUUGUGUUUGGGAGGAGAGCACAUUAAACAGAAUAACAAAUACUUGGGACAAUUCUCGGCCCAUUCGGGAAAUAUCAACAUAUCAGAGGCAAAUGGCUCAUGGGCCGUGAUAGUCCUUGAACCAUUUGGUUUCGGUCGCAAGCUUACUCGACAAACGUUUGUUGAUGUGGUAGAAGAAGAUACAUCAUCAGUUACAGUUUGUAGUGUAAGAGAGAUGGAGUUGAACAUGAAAGUGUUGGUGAAGCGUGCUGUGACAAAUGCUUCUGCACAAAAUCAAUUCCUCCACAGUGCAGUUGUCGAGAUAUUCGAGAAACAUGUCACUCUGUAUGCAAAACUUGUGCUUGCACGCGCUCAAUUGCUCCGCAGUGUCGUUGCAUGGACUUUACCGAUUUCUGUUAUAAACCAUGUAACCCCAAUGGAACCCAAGCUCACUGAGAAUGAACAUUUUCUUGUCAACAAAAUCACUAGGCUUUGCUUUCAUCUUUGCCAAUAA
This is a messenger RNA of Sphenostylis stenocarpa, 4113 nucleotides long. NCBI's taxonomy places the organism in Eukaryota, Viridiplantae, Streptophyta, Magnoliopsida, Fabales, Fabaceae. The record is from the annotation of a GenBank genome assembly.